Messenger RNA from Rhinocladiella mackenziei CBS 650.93, 966 nucleotides. RefSeq lists its product as uncharacterized. Bases 1 to 966 code for a protein of 321 amino acids. Lineage: Eukaryota; Fungi; Ascomycota; Eurotiomycetes; Chaetothyriales; Herpotrichiellaceae. The record is from RefSeq and is a predicted model, not a curated record. The transcript has a single exon.
AUGGCACCUCAUCCGAACUGGUCGCCCUCGACUCUGCCCUCGCUGAAUGGACGAACAUACCUUGUCACAGGCGGCAACACAGGAAUUGGCUAUUGGACAGUCCACCACCUCGCUCUGCACGGUGCCACAGUAUAUGCAACAUCUCGCUCUGAGGAUAGAGGAUCAUCUGCGAUAUCUUCGAUUAAAGCGUCCAUUAUGAACAGCAACAAAAGUCUCACACCGACAAUCCACUUGGUGGUGGUGGACCUGAUGAGUCUGACAUCGGUUGUUGCCGGAGCAGAUCGAAUCCGCAGAGAAUGCUCUCAGCUGCACGGGAUUGUCAAUUCCGCCGGAAUCAUGGCGACACCGUUCCUGAUGAGCGAGGAUGGGUAUGAAUCGCAGUUUCAAACCAAUUACCUGGCACACUGGCUGCUAACCGCGCAGCUGCUGCCACUGCUCGAAUCGACGGCUCGAUUCUCGCCAGCGGGGACCGUGCGCGUUGUCAACGUGAGUUCAACGGGCCAUACGGCAGCAUUGAAAGAGGGCAUCAGUUUCGCCGACACCAGUCUCAAGGAAAACUUCACCUUCCGUCGCUACGCACAGAGUAAACUGGCCAACAUCCUUCACGCAAACGCCCUGCACACGCGAUACCGUUCCGCCGCCAGGACGGACAAGUCGCAGAUCUGGGCUUUGUCCCUGCACCCGGGCGCCGUUGACACACAGCUCAACACUAACACAUGGGGUUCGUCUGUCACACCAAUCCUGCGGUGCCUGGGAAUGUAUAUCACUCCAGAACAAGGUAGUUUCAACUCGCUUUGGGCGGUCGCCGCGCCCGACGUCACGGCCGAAAUGUCGGGGCAGUAUUUCAUGCCCGUGGGUGUCAAGAAGGCUCCCAGCAAACCGGCACAGGACGCCGAGCUGGCAGAGAAACUUUGGGAUUGGACGGAGAAGGAGAUGAGAGCGAAGGGAUUUUUGAAUGGCAUCUGA